Corticium candelabrum is the source of this 4961-nucleotide messenger RNA. RefSeq lists its product as uncharacterized. Gene Ontology annotation, cellular component: ubiquitin ligase complex. Lineage: Eukaryota; Metazoa; Porifera; Homoscleromorpha; Homosclerophorida; Plakinidae. The transcript is spliced from 42 exons. Gene Ontology annotation, molecular function: ubiquitin-ubiquitin ligase activity. The record is from RefSeq and is a predicted model, not a curated record. Gene Ontology annotation, biological process: protein ubiquitination; ubiquitin-dependent protein catabolic process. Bases 232 to 4827 code for a protein of 1531 amino acids.
CGUAAAGCAGACUAAUUCUAGAGUAAGCUGGUGUUGUCGAUGAUCCCGGAAAGGGUGAGAAUUGCAAUUGCAUCUUCGGGCAGUACAUCCCCGGGACUAAACUGAAAAACUGCGCCAUUGUCGCUAGUACGACUUGUGGGUAUACAUUGAAGGUGCUGUCAGGCCAGGCUUCUGUGCAAGUAUUUUACACCGCCAACCACCGGCUUGAGAUUGCUCUUGUUCCCGCAAGAAAUGUUACUUGUCAGCUUGGACGUCGAGUUGGAUUUUUCAAGUUCGGUGCUGAGUUGUGGUCAUGGUGCUGGGAGGUGCUGCUCAGUAGUUGAUGAUUACCCAAUAUGGAAGCCAGCGGUGGCAACUGGUUGUAGAUGUUUGGCGUCUUCCUCUGCAGUACCGUCAUCUACAGUUGCCGUGUUUGAGAACAACUACAAUGAAACUUCAACCAACAUCAGGAAGCUGCCCCACAUAGUGACUUAUGGUGCCAAUAAUACAAAAGAAGUCUUGGCGCAAGGGUCUCAGAAAUCCACAUCUACAUCACAAGGUUCAAGGAAUAGUCACACCAACUCCUUAGGUGGGACAAAGAGACAAUCGUCGGGAUCUGGGAGUGGAGGUGGUGAUGAUCACAACGAGCGACAAGAGAGUAAACAAUUGCCAGCGGACAAAAUUGGUGAGGAAGAUGCCAAGCAGACGGAGAGUAAACAACAGCAGGAACGUCGAUUGAAAGGACAGUCCGAAAGACAAGAUUCUCGAUCAUCUCGAGGCAGAUUACAACCACCUAAUCAUCAACAACCAGCUGCCAAGCCAUCAGCAAAUGAUUUGAUACGUCAACGACGAUUGGCUCAUUUCGGUCAAGUUUUAUCUCCUACAGAAUGUAAAGAACAAACUACAUCAGCUCACGCCUCAGAGCCAGCUUCAUACUCUAAGCUAGAAACUUCACCAAAAUUAACCAAAGAUAAUUCUGCUACUUUGAAGAAGCAACCAGGAAGUCCUUUACAGGCUGAACCAUUAGAAAAUGGUAAAGCAGUUGUGACUCCAUCAUCGGUAGUGAAGAAACCAUCAUCUCAAUCAUCAAUGUUGACUCCAGACAAGAGCUCAGUACCAUUACCAACUUCGUCUACACCCGACUUUCAAGUGUUGAAUGAAUCUCAUAAGCUCAUGUUUGGUUCGAAGUCGAAGGUCAAGACCAAGUCAGAGAGUGAUGAUGGAUUAGAGAAGGAGGUGGAUGAGGAAGAGUUGUUAGUGGAGACGUUAUCUUAUCUGCUGGAUUACAAAGUGGUUGUGGUCAGUAAUCCAUCAAAACACAGUUCAUCUCAGCGCACUGUAUACACGUCAUUUGCUGGUAUUCCAAAAGAGUCAGAGGACAUGCAGAAAAAAUUGCAGACGAUAUUUAUGUCUUGCCUUGCAAGAGAGCAAGAUCCUUAUUGUUAUUGUAUAGCCUGUUACAAUAGAGCGAAAUUGAAAGCCUCAAAAUCAAAGACUAAAGCUGUUGUUGAUACUUCCAUGUGUGUCAUCCACUUGUCUGUUCAACAUUCACUGCAAGAACUUGUUCAGACGAGUGCAAUAAGUGAGAUACCAAUUGAGGAUGACCUCUUUUCUCUGUUUGCACAGCAUCUUCAGUCUAAGGGACCUGUGUCAACCCUGGUGUCUCGAAUUGGUGGUUUCCCGCCUGAUGACAUUUUUGUUUCUGAAGAAUUUUUGGAGGCAUUUAUCAACUUGGCUGUUCAGUCUCCUCUAGGACAAAAAGCGGUGGUUGAGUUGAUCUGCACUGCAUCUAAUAACAUCAGAACGAUACCCAAACUAGAUGAGAUGUUCUUUGAAUGCCGAGGUUAUUUUGCCGCCUUAGAGAAUCUCCUUGCAAGGCCUUUAGUGCUGUCCAUCAUUGGAGACGUGCUGGGGAGAGAAAUCAAGGAUGCUGAUAAGGGGGUGUACUUUGAAAAGAGUAGUGUAUGGGCUAAUCUUUUGGGUGCUUCGUCACUUGUUGAUGCAGUUAGUCCGAAGUUGCCGAGUGCUGCAGAUUGUGUCUUGUCGUUACGGAACUUCCCUAAAUCGACUGUUGCAGACAUGAACACUAUGCAGGAUCAUGUUCGAAAAGGCUUGAGAAAGUGUCGAGAUAUAGUUCAUGCUACAUUACUGAAAUUACUGAAAACACCGAUGAAAGAAAGUGUCAUUGCAUGGAUUGCUGCAAUGGUUUCUCUGAACGAAAGCAGAGCUGGACCACGCUUUAAACGUGACCAACUAGUUGCAGAAAAGCCUUACGCAAAUGACAGUGUGAUUAUCAAUUUCUGUGGUGUGAUGCUGAAGUUUUGCCAGCCGUUUUUUUCAUCUCGUGCGUGUCCAAAACUAGCCAAGAUUAGCUCUGUGUACUGCAAGUCGCACUCGUGUCGACUUGAUUUGGAGAACGAAUCGUGCAUGGCAAUGGGAUGCGUUCAAGCUUUGGAUCGAGAGCAACGAAAGGAUCACAUGAGGUUUUUUGUGAAAGGAGAGAGCUCGAAUUUUCUUACCGAGUGCUUCUUCAUAACACAACGAGCGUUACACGUUGGUUUGAUAUCCGCAAUAUCUAACUUUGAGAGCAGGCUGAGUGACAUGUUAAAAUCUAAGGAAGCUGCUCUUGGUUACUCAAGUGAGGAAUGGGACAAACGUAUCGUCUUGUUUGUUGUCAGCUGGGGAACGACUGUCUUUGAUCCUGAGUUUGUGCAAAUGUGCAGUGACUUCUAUGUUACGCAGGCCGCGUGGCUGUUAAUGAAGCUCGAUGAAUGCAAGAAGCCAGAGCUGAGUGAAGAAGAAAUCCAGUCCGAAGAGCAAAGAGUGUUUUCGUUCAUUCCGGAGUAUUGUGUCAAAGACAUGGCUCAGUGGUUUCGUUUUCUCGUCCAACAUUGUUCAAGCGUGCUGAAAUCGUUGCCGAUUCAAAUCGGAACUUUAGUUGAAUGCUGUGUGACGCUACUGCAAAGACCAGAUCUACUACCAAGUGCAUUGUCGCAGAGUAGGAUUGUCCGAAUGUUGCUCUUGUUCGUUGAUAAUUCAUCACACAACAGAAGUGGAGCCGGUGCUGGAUUGCUUGGCCCAGCUGGCUGGGGCGGUGGUGGUGCUGAUGAUUUGUCUGCUGUUGUACAUACGUGCCCUAGUGUACAGGAGAGUCUCGGUCCAGCAUUGCUGCACACGUAUGCUGCUGUUGAUGUUGUUGAAGGGCUCGACGUCGACAAAGAAGAUUUUGAUAAAUAUGGUUCAAGAUAUGAGAUAACUCGUUUGAUUCAAAACCUGUGGCAAAGACGCGACUGUAGAGCAUCGAUUCUGGCACAGUCAUCAACUGAAAGGUUUAAGGCGUUUGUUAGUGCUAUUCUUGAUACUCUUUUGUAUCAAUUGAACGACAGUCUGUCGAGGCUGAUGAACGUUAAACGAUGGCAACUUGCAAUGGACGACGAAAAGACUUGGAAGGCAUUACCAGUUAGCGAGCGCGAGAGGAAAAAGACUUUCAUGAAGGGAGAAGAACAAGUGGCAAAAUCAUUCAUGAGACUCGCGACGUCAACUCUCGGUCUGUUAGACUUGGUUUCCCAGUCUGACAGAGUCUGCUUGUGCUUCUCACGUCCACCUUUGUCAAUACGAGCAGCCGCAGCGGUCAUCAACUUUAUAGAGGCACUCUGUGGUAGUCAGUAUUCUAACCUCAAAGUGAAAGACAUGAGCAAAUACAAUUUUGAUCCGAAAUCUUUGUUGUUGACAAUCACUACUGUUGUAGUGCGGUUAGCAAAACAGAGUCCUGCGUGUGUACCGUCGUCUCGCGAUUGUCUUGACUUUGCUCAAGCCAUGGCUGCUCAUCCAGACUACUCGCAACCGGCCAUGGCUAAUGCAUCGUCAAUCCUCAAAAGAGCUGGAUUGGGAUCCGACGAGCAUCGUGUGGAGUUUCUCAGAUUUUGUGAUCGAGUGAAUGCUAUUUUACGUCUUAUUGAAGAAAGAGAAGACAGGGGAGUGGCCAUGGAUGAUGAUACUUCGUGGCAGCACGAGGUCGAGGCCACUGAUGUUAGUCUUAAGGAUAUGGAGAUUGUGUAUGUGGCAGCACUGGAAGCUGCAAAAUACGAUACACAUUGUUUACAGGAGUGUCAUGCAUUUGAGUCUCAUCUCGCUUCACAGUCAUUGGAUCCAAGAUCACCAAAACUUCGAGCUUUGAUGCGCGAAGCUAUCCAGUUGUCAGACAAUCUUCCGGUUCAUCAAAGUUCAUCCAUAUUUGUUCGUCAGGAUGAAGAUCGUAUGGAUAUCGUGCGUGCAUUGAUAACCGGCCCAGCUGGAACUCCGUACAGUCUCGGUUGCUUUGCGUUUGACAUCUACUUUCCAGCAAACUAUCCAGUCGUUCCACCGCUUGUCAAACUGAUCACAACAGGCAAUGGAACUGUUAGGUUCAACCCAAAUCUUUAUGCUGAUGGAAAAGUGUGUUUGAGUCUUCUUGGUACUUGGCAUGGUGGAGAUGCCAGUGAAAAGUGGGACCCUCAGAAGUCAAGUUUGCUUCAAGUCUUAGUGUCGAUCCAGGGCAUGAUUCUUAUUCCAGACCCGAUGUAUAAUGAACCAGGAUAUGAAGGAAUGAGGAAUACACCAGAAGGGAACGAGCGUUGUAGGCAAUACAAUGAGGGAAUUCAGCUGUCGACAGUGAGACAUGCUAUGCUGGAUCAGUUACGGAAUCCUAUUGAAGGAUUUGGCGACAUCAUUCAAGUACAUUUCUCCAUUCAACGAGAUCUGAUUGUCCGUCAGUGUGCUCAAUGGCUACGAGAGUGUCAGACGCCUGAACAGGAGAGACGUCUUCGAAGAUCUGUAGACGAUCUUCGCCGGGAACUGCAGAAACUGUAGUAGGAAACGUUUUGAUAUCCGGGAGGGCGUCAUUGCGUAUAGCGCAUGCGUGCUGAGGCAAUCGCUGCUUUUUAGAAUCCGUUUGAAUCGCUUGGUUUUGCUUGGUUUUGAGGAAAAUGGCUGAUGAUGAUGCA